Molecule: messenger RNA, 273 nt
Organism: Leptosia nina
Lineage: Eukaryota; Metazoa; Arthropoda; Insecta; Lepidoptera; Pieridae
Source: the annotation of a GenBank genome assembly
AUGCGGCCGAUGUGGGGGAGCGCGGGGGCGGGGGGGCGCCGCUGCGUGCGGGGUGCGCCGCGCGGCGGCAGUCUUGUGCCGGUAGUCGGUAGUGUAACCGAGCGACUACGGGAGUGGUCUCCGCCGCGUCGUCGCUCGUUCGUAGUCGUAGUGCGCCCGCCGGCCCGCCCCACGCCGCCGGUGCUUUUUCCAUGGAUACCCAAAGUCAGGAUGUCGCUAACAGCCCCGGCGAGGUGCCCAACGACCCCGGGAAGAUGUUCGUCGGAGGGCUAA